UCCCCAUGAACGAUGAUUUCCUGGUGGUUGUACUCAUACUUAAUAACCUGAUAUAAAGUGGAUGGAACUGCCCGAGCCAUGUAAAUCCAUGACCUUCCUAGAAGAAAAUUGUAGGAUGUGUCUAUGUGCAUUAUCUGGAACAUAAUCUCAAAGUCCACCGGCCCAAUUGUCAUCUACUCAAUCUCACUGAUCUUGUCCUUCUUGAACCAUCAUAAGCAUGGACACACAUGUUGUUGGCCCAAAUCCUGUUGGUGUAGAUUUUCAGACUUUGCAACGUAGAGAGGGGCAUAUGUCCACCCCUGAUCCUCCAUCUAUUAUGACCCACUUCACAUAGCCCCUUUAAUUGCAUAUAGAUCUUUUUAAUAGAGAAAGUGGUCAUGUUUACCUCCUCUACAUCACCGUGACCAGCUUGGACAAAAGUUUCUUUAGUAUUUAGUAUAUUCCUCACUAUCCAUGAAGGUUGUGUGACCUGAAUAUCUCAAGCUUGUGGACCUUUUAUGUAAUAUGUGUGUACCCAUUGAGGUUUUCAUUUUAUUAUUCUUAAUAAUUGAUUAAUGAGAAAACUUAAUGUGAGUUCAGUAAACUACAAAAAAUGUACCUCUAAAUGUCAGUUCUCAUGAUUUUUUCUCUUUGUUUUAUUAGCUCCCAUCAAAUCUAACAAACAGUUCGGUAAAUUUCUAACAGAGGCUAAAAGUGUUAACUUUUGGCAAAUUUAAUAACCAAAACUGUUAAGUACAUACUUAAGGGGGACUAUUUUGUACCUACUUUCAAAUAUAAGGGACCAUUUGUGUAAUUUUUUCUACGUUUGAACUUUUAAAAUAAACAAGACCACGCCAAAAUACAGAGAGAAAUGAAACAUGUUUUGAGACAAUCAUAAUUAAGGAGAAACACUCGCCUAAUAGAUCGCUAAUUCAAAACUUAAUGAUGUCAAAAAUGGAUUCUUUGAAGAAAAGGGGUUCAAAUUCUGGAAAUGAGAAAUUGUUGGAUGAUAUUGAAGUUUUAAAUAAAGCCUUAUAUUUGGAUAAAAUUGGAAGGAGGAGUUUGAUGUUACAGGAUAGUAAUUAUUCUAAGUCUGUUGGAAAAACACAUUUAUUCGACGCGAAAUCGAAGAAUAAAGAUGAUGGUAGAGAUUCAAUAGAGAAGGAGAGUAAGAAAUCUAUAUGGAGUUGGAAGGGCUUAAAGUCCCUAGCUGUUAGGAACAAAAAAUUUAAUUGUUGUUUUUCUGUUCAAGUCCAUUCUAUUGAAGGGCUACCAACAUUGUUUGAUGAGCUUUGCCUGGUUGUGCAUUGGAAGAGACGUGAUGGCGAGUUAACGACUCGUCCAGUUGUGGUUUCAGAAGGGAUAGCUGAGUUUGAGGAACAGUUGACACAUACAUGUUCUAUAUCUGGUAGUAAGAAUGGCCCCAACCAAUCAGCUAAGUACGAGGCGAAACAUUUCUUGUUGUAUGCUUCGAUAUUUGGUACUGCUGAGCUUGAUUUGGGAAAGCAUCGGGUUGAUCUUACCAGGUUGCUUCCUCUUGCAUUGGAUGAACUGGAGGAGAAUAGCUCGGGCAAGUGGACGACUAGUUUCAGGUUGUCAGGUAGGGCUAAAGGUGCAAUUAUGUAUGUCAGUUUUGAGUAUCACAUAGUUGGGAAAACUUUCACUGUGUUUCCCAGCAACAGGAGUCUUCUUCUCGAGGGGAACAAUUUGAGGCGCAAUAGUGAAAAUGCAGCUAAACUUUUGGCACAAUGUGAGCAAAAUGAUGAGCUGAGUAGUACAACAAGGCGAGCGGGAAGCCUUCCGGCUCGAUCUUCUGCGUCACAGCGUUCCGCAGAGGAUAUAAAAGAUCUUCAUGAGGUUUUACCAGUUCCUUCGUCUGAACAUAACAUAUCUGUCAAUGUGCUGUAUCAGAAACUUGAGGAAGAGAAAGUGGAAUCUUCAGUUGAUUGCAAACCGCAGAUAGGUGUAUUCUGUAAUGAUGUUAAGACCCUCAAACCUGAAUUAGCCUUGUUAUCGGAGCCUGAGAAGGGAAAUGCUGAAAAUGAGGGUCACUCAAGUGAGGUUUCUAUCAGAGAUCAAGCUGUAGAAGUUGCCUCAGAGGUAUGGGAGGGAGAAGAAGAUACCACGGAAACUAGUGAGGCUCCUUUGGAAGAGAAUGUUGAACCUGAUAGUAGUCUUUGGAUGUCCCGUGAAGAGGAGCCACAGCUUGCAUUGUUGUCCAAGGACGUUGACACUGAGAAUGAAGAGGUGAGUGCCUGCAAUUUCGAGACAGAUGAAUCUUCCAAAGAAUCAAUCAUGAAAGAAUUGGAGUCUGCAUUAAAGAGUGUCUCUGACUUGGCAAAUGAGGGAUUAGAUUCUCAAGAAGAUGAAAAUGAAGUUAUAAAUCCUGAUGAAAGCUUGGACAUAGAAGAAAAUUUUGGGGAGCUUAGGAAGGGAAAAUCCCUAAGCUUGGAUUGCGACACUGAAUCUGUGGCUAGUGAUUUUCUGGAUAUGCUAGGGAUAGAGGACAGUCCAUUUGCCCCGAGUUCUGAAAGUGAGCCUGAUUCCCCAAGAGAACGACUGUUGAGGCAAUUUGAGAAGGAUACUCUAGCCGGUGGGGGUUCCUUGUUUAACUUUGAUAUGGACACUGAUCACCAAAAAUUUUCUUGUGAUUCUCCAACUGGACCCGAUUGGAGGAGCAUUUAUGAGGAUUUUGAUUAUUCAUCUAAUGUAGAUUCUUAUAUGGAGAUGCCAAAGAUAGAAAUUGAAGAAACAAGCAAUAAAACCAGGGCCUCCAUGUUGGAGGACUUGGAGACAGAAGUUUUGAUGCGUGAAUGGGGCUUGAACGAGAGGGCAUUUCAAUAUUCCCCUCCUAAGAGCUCAAGCGGGUUUGGGAGCCCAAUUGAUACUCCUCUUGAGGACCCUCACCAAUUGCCUCCUCUGGGAGAAGGCUUGGGACCCUUCAUUAAGACUAAAAAUGGAGGAUUUUUAAGGUCAAUGAACCCUGCAGUUUUCAAGAAAGCCAAGGGUGGGGGGAGUUUGAUAAUGCAGGUAUCCAGUCCAGUGGUGGUUCCUGCAGAAAUGGGAUCUGGUAUAAUGGACAUACUGCAUCAUUUAGCUUCCAUUGGGAUUGAAAAGCUCUCUAUUCAGGCAAAUAAAUUGAUGCCUUUGGAAGAUAUUACUGGGCAGACCAUGCAACAUAUAGGAUGGGAAACUGCACCAAGCUUUGAAGGAACUGUGAGACAAGAUUCGUUACAGCAUGAAUUUGAUUUUGGACAAAAUAUGGCUGGUACUCAAAGCAAAAAGGUAAAUUUGCAGAGACCAAAGUCCAGUAACUCUCUUGACGCUGAGAACAAAUCAGAAUACGUAUCAUUAGAGGACCUUGCUCCUUUGGCGAUGGAUAAAAUUGAAGCCCUUUCAAUUGAGGGUUUGAGAAUACAGUCAGGCAUGUCAGAUGAGGACAUACCUUCGAAUGUAAGCCCACAAUCCAUUGGUGAGUUUUCAGCCAUCGAGGGAAAGAGGGUCAACUUUGGAGGAUCUGUAGGUCUAGAAGGAACAGGUGGAUUGCAGCUACUGGACGUUCAAGACAAUGGUGGUGGUGAUGUUGAUGGGCUUAUAGGCUUAUCCCUUACUCUUGAAGAAUGGAUGAGGUUGGACGCGGGAGAAAUUGACGAUGCAGAUGAAAUUAGUGAGCGGACCUCCAAACUGCUUGCAGCCCAUCAUGCUACAUGCACUGACUUGUUUCGAGGCAGGUCGAAGAGACGUGGCAAGGGUAAGAAUUGCGGAUUGUUGGGAAACAGCUUUACAGUGGCCCUAAUGGUGCAGCUUCGUGAUCCUUUAAGGAAUUAUGAGCCAGUUGGUACCCCUAUGCUUGCUCUUGUUCAAGUGGAGAGAGUGUUUGUAACACCUAAACCUAAGAUAUACAGCACAGUUUCUCACAGCAAUGAAGACGACGACGACGAUGAUGAUGAACCCGAGCCCCACAAAAAGGAGUCUGCUGUGGAGGUCAAAGAAGGUAACAUUCCUGAGGAAGAACAAAUCCCUCAGUACAAAAUCACUGAAGUGCAUGUUGCAGGUUUAAAGACAGAACAAGGUAAAAAGAAAUCAUGGGGUUCGUCAACUCAACAACAGUCUGGAUCGCGUUGGUUGCUCGCGAAUGGAAUGGGAAAGAAGAAUAAGCAUCCAUUAAUGAAGUCUAAGGCUGGUAAUAAAUCUUCCAUAACAGUUGCUUCUUCAGCAACUACAACAGUGCAGCCUGGUGAGACGUUAUGGAGUAUAUCAUCACGCGUCCAUGGUACAGGGGCUAAAUGGAAGGAAUUAGCUGCAUUAAAUCCACAUAUCCGAAAUCCAAAUGUUAUAUUUCCUAAUGAAAAAAUUAGAUUGAGGUAGCAGUGUAGAACAUGAUUUAUUUAUAUGAUGGAAUUUUUCCAGUUGCCAUCCCCCCGAAAAAGAAAAGAAAAGAAAA
Molecule: messenger RNA, 4423 nt
Organism: Lycium barbarum (goji berry)
Lineage: Eukaryota; Viridiplantae; Streptophyta; Magnoliopsida; Solanales; Solanaceae
Product: protein PLASTID MOVEMENT IMPAIRED 1-RELATED 1-like
Exons: 3
Coding region: 922-4347 (1141 amino acids)
Source: RefSeq, a predicted model, not a curated record